UAUUCUACUUAUCGUGUGAGUCGACAUUAGGCAGAGAAGAGUUCGAUGUCUGCGGAAAGGUCUUGAAUGUGUUACAACUGAAGGUGUGUUUGAUUCAUCGCCAACAGUUAAUUGUCAAAUGCUGUGCAGCUGGCAGUGUAUGACUGGACUGAUCGUCAAAAAGGAAUCAACAUGUAUUUAUUUUAUAUACAUCAGUUUUUCUCCAACAUGUGCCCCCCUCCUGCCAUUAAGUUCAAUGGCUUGGUAAACCAAGGGUCAACAUGUUACCUGAACAGUGUGCUGCAGGUGCUUUUUAUGACCAAAGACUUCAGAGAAGCUGUGGAAAGGCACACCAGUGAUAAUCCUGACACUGAGAAUAUUGAUCUUCAACUUGAAUCCCUGUUUGGUGACUUAAAAAGUGAAUCAGCAAACACCUUAAAGAUCACAAAGAAGCUCUGCAUCAAAAACGUUUAUGAACAGCAGGAUGCUGCUGAGUGCUUUGAGAAGAUUUUAGCUAAGACCAGUGAUGGUUCAUCACAGGUUUUUCUGCGGACAGCUGACACAUAAGACCAAAUGUUCUACAUGUAAUAAUGAGCAAGACACUGGUAGGGCAUUUUGGCAUCUUCCUCUUGCAUUGGCCGAUUCCGACAGUAGAAACUAUGGGGUGGUAAGAUUUUGACACAUUUUUCUGUUGCCAGGAGAUGAACCCAUUAUUACGGUGGCCCUGAAGUGCAAGACACCACAGCAUUUCACAAAACACAACAGUAUUUCUGAAAACGCCACAGCGCUUCAGAAAACGGACUGCUGCCAGUCAAGAAAUGACGCUUCGUGAUUGGCACAUCAGCCGUUAGCACCUAGCAC
Messenger RNA from Notothenia coriiceps (black rockcod), 840 nucleotides. Its product is annotated as ubiquitin carboxyl-terminal hydrolase 12-A-like. Gene Ontology annotation, biological process: protein deubiquitination. Bases 172 to 546 code for a protein of 124 amino acids. NCBI's taxonomy places the organism in Eukaryota, Metazoa, Chordata, Actinopteri, Perciformes, Nototheniidae. Gene Ontology annotation, cellular component: nucleus; cytosol. The record is from RefSeq and is a predicted model, not a curated record. Gene Ontology annotation, molecular function: cysteine-type deubiquitinase activity. The transcript is spliced from 6 exons.